Molecule: messenger RNA, 2774 nt
Organism: Mercenaria mercenaria
Lineage: Eukaryota; Metazoa; Mollusca; Bivalvia; Venerida; Veneridae
Exons: 2
Coding region: 112-1464 (450 amino acids)
Source: RefSeq, a predicted model, not a curated record
UCUACAUCCGGGGACUCGCAUCAUGUGUUAUUUGGAUAUCACAUUAGCAUAAGGGAUAUUCCUUUAUAUCAUAAAAAAGUUUAAAAAAGAAAAUAGAACAUUAUUGAAAUCAUGAAAACAUUACAAUUAUUUUAUACAGUACUUGUUUUCAGUAUCUUAACAAGUAAAACGGCUGAUGCUGUUUUACCGGUGCUGCCGAUUCUAGGGACAGCAAUGGAUGUAAUAUCGUUUGGAUUAGAUGUUCACUCCUUUUUUGACUCUAUCUUAGGAGAUGAUGAAACACAGAGUACCCCGGCACCUGUAGAUUAUGACAGGAUAAUCAACAGAAUUUCUGAGAGAAUAGAAAUGUCAACAGAAACCAUUGUUUUUAAAAUUGAGCUGCAGGCGUAUAUCUCGGAAUUACGUACCGUUGCUCUUACUGUCAAACAACUUCUUGCAGAGAUGGAGGACAUUAUCAAAGCUAAAAGUAAAGACACAAGAGAAGAGUUGCAGAGACGAUUUCGCGAUAAUUUUGAGAGGCAUAAAACUGAAAUGUAUAAAGUUAAAAGCCUGUUAACGUUCAGCGUCGACGUAUCGGGAAUAUCAAAUACAUUGCUUUCACUCAUUGCCAACGAAUUAAAAUGCGGGAUGACUAGUCUAGAGGAGUUUCAAAAUUAUUAUAUGACACUGGUUUCGGAUGUAGUGGCAUUGGCUCUAUUAAAUGAAAGACUCUCAGAGAAAAGUCUUUAUAAUCAAACUCUUUCUUCUUGGCGAACGGCAAUAGAAUCUCUUUUUGAUGACAUGAAAGUACAGAAAAACGAAUGUAAAGGAAAAUUCUUUGAAUUAGUAACGGAAGACUUCAGCCUCAUCAAUGACCCCUCGAAACUUUUUGAAAAUAACCAAAAUAGAUACCCGUACCGUGAAACAGACGUUCUUUAUCUCAGCGGAAGUUAUUGUGUGUGGAGUCUAAAAGCUUAUGAUAAAAUAUUAAAGAAGGUGAAAGACAAUACUAUGACUUUUGUUUUAAUAAGUGGUGAGGACAAUGCGCAAUCUAUAACAUCAGAGCAGUUUCAGAAAAUUGUAUCAGAGGCAAAAUUUGGGAACUGUAUUAACGAUAUUGGCAAGAUCAUAUCUUUCUAUGAUGUUUUAGGCAAAGAUCUAGUCUUUUGGCUAAUGUAUCCGCAAGAACAGGCUGCCGGUUUCCAGAUUUUUCUCGAUCAAAAUUCAACUGCGAGGACAAUAACCACUGAAUCAGAGGGCACCAAAUACACGACAAUUGUUUACCUACGUGCGCAGGAACCCGGUACCAAUUCAACCCUCACUACUAGUGAUUUUGAUGUAAAAUUUCACGAAGAGGCUGUGUCAGUUGAUGAAUCGUCUGGUCUAAAGACAUGGCAGCUGGGCGUUAUAAUCGGAGGUUCAGUUCUUGUGGUCAUAAUUUUAAUUGUAAUUCUUUGCAAAUGCUGUUGUCGUCGUCGAUAUUAACUGUAUGGCUUAAAAUUGUCAUAUUUGAGACUUUAAUAACAAUUUAUGAAAUGUUUUAUUAAAGAGGUUAUGACCCAGCUCUGAAAUUUGGAGAAAACAGCGGGCUGUCCAGAUGUUUAGCUCCUAUCGUGGCGGUUAUAGAAAAUAGCAACGUUUUGGAUGCCUGACUUUGGUGCAAAUUUCUCUGGUGGUUUGCUUGUUCAUAUCAUGCUGGCUCCUUUCAUCGUAAUUGGAAUGCACAUUACUUUUCAAUGGUCCCUUUUUUAUUUUAUAUUCGUCAUUUUAUCACAUAUCUAAUAUGCUUUUGAUGUAUAACUGACAGUGUGUUAUCAUUAUAAUUGCAUGCAUAUAAAGAAUUAUAUGAGAUAUAUAUUAUACCGAGUGGUUUGAAAAUACAAUACUUUCACGAGUGGCGUGAUGUAAGAUAUAGAAUUUCUUUUUGUUUCAGUGUGAUAAAGAAUUUUUCUAUAUACCUAUAUAAUUUCUGUCAAAUAAAUCAACUUGUAUUUCACAAUUGAAUAUGGACAGGCAGACAAAAAUUAUUAUUACACCUUUUUAAAUUUAGCAUUGUACCUUUUGUAUUGUAUGCUGCCGGACUACUUUCAUUAAUAUGCAUGACCCUGGCACAGUUCUAUAAAUAGCGUACACAAAACCUUCACUUAGUUCCAUUUCAAUAUCGAUAAACAUUGAAGAUUCAAUAACAAAACAAUAAAUGUAGAGGUAUAUAAUAUAAGGGUCAUUAUAACAGUAGUUAGAUCUGGAACUUUGUAUUCUGCUCUCGUGGAUUUUGCUAGUCGGAUAACACGGCGCUUACGUACUGAAUACAGCAUCCCAGAUCGAGCUACCAUUAUAAUAACCCUUUUAAACGUAGAAGCCGAUGUAAUCGGAAUGCACAUUACUUUUUAAUGGUCCCUUUUUAUUUUGUAUUCAGUAAUUGUCAUUUUAUCACAUACUGAAGGAUUUGUGUUUGUUUCAGUAGUAAGAAGAUACAAUAUUUUCACGAGUAGCAUUAUGUAAGUAAUAGAAACUUUUUAUUUGUUUCAAUGUGAUAAAGAAAUGUAUCGUCACCGAUAAAGGAGACGAUUUAAUAUUAUCACGAGGGCGAAUCCCCUGUUUUCUCGCGGUAACACAACUUCUUAACUUUUGUGUAUGCUGUGAUGUGACGAAGGAAUAUAUUUUCUAUUUUUACAAGAUGCAUUCAAUGUACCAACACUUGUUGACUUGUGAGUAUGUCAUGUUAGCUUUUUAACAUAUAAUAAUUUAAUAUUAAAUUAAGCCUGGAUUGUAUAUAAUAUAAAGAUAUCAUUGUG